ACUUAUUUGCUGCUGUCAAAACUGUUAUUCUCUUGUCGUCGCAGCUGGCAAUCUGCGAAAAGUAUUAAAUCAAUUAGAAGUUUUUCUACAAAUUUCUCGGUUCGUUCAAUGAAUGCUCGAUUUACUGUGUUCGAAUAGAAGCGGAGAAUAACAAAAAAGACAUGGCAGGUUUAGUUCAAGACUGCUUUUCAAUCGGAAGUACUGUAUCUUGUACAACAUGUUACAGCCAAAAUAUAGAAGGCGAAGUACUGGCAUUUGAUCAACUCACAAAAAUGUUGAUCUUGAAAUGUUCUUCGGCAAGCGAAACAUCCUCGUUAAAUGACGUAUACAUCGUUAAUUUAGCGCUUUGCAGCGAUGUUCAAGUUAAGAAGGAAGUUAACACUAUACCUGAUCCCCCACAGUCACUAAAUCUACAACGCUUAAGCACACGUGUUCGAAAUCAAGUUGAACGUAAAAAACGACAGGUUUCAGCCCUGGCUGCGGGAGUCAGUCAAGAAGGACAAAACCUAUUUCUUGCGAUAGCGCGAACGAUAAAUCAGGUAACAUGGUCAGGACCGAAUAUAGUGGUGUUCCAAGAUGUUACUAUUGCGCCCCCAUAUAAGAUAGAUAAUGUAAAUGGAUCUCCCGAUUCCCGACAGUUGACCUACGUGAAAAAGAUUGUCGAAAAACAUUUGAACGAUCAAGCAUCUGCCAACACGAAUUUGUCAUCUACUGUUACUACAAAACAGUAAUUUAUGCGAUUGUGUGUAUUUGUUUGAACAUCAUUGUAUUUCCGAAUGACGCAAAAUAAAUCUGUGAAAUCAA
Messenger RNA from Toxorhynchites rutilus septentrionalis, 804 nucleotides. RefSeq names its product LSM12 homolog A-like. Lineage: Eukaryota; Metazoa; Arthropoda; Insecta; Diptera; Culicidae. Bases 162 to 731 code for a protein of 189 amino acids. The transcript has 5 exons. The record is from RefSeq and is a predicted model, not a curated record.